CCCACAGAGAAGGGCAACACUGCUCAUGAUCCUGAAUCUGGGAGUCAGAGUUGGCCGUCUGUCUCUUUCCGGAGGGCUCCGGCGGAAAAUAUCCGCGAUGAUCGAGUCCUCCCAGGUCCCGGAGGAAGAUGGCGUCCACUAUUGGGAGAAGACCUGCCUGCCCCUCUAGCCGUAGCUAUUCCCGUCUCUAUGGCCUCCAAUGAGUUCUAUUUCCACCUAGGGGGAACUUCCCAGGAUGCAUCGCAGUGGUCCCGGUUCUCGCUAAGAUGGCGACUCCCAUGCACCGACUUAUCGCCCGGAGGCAGGCGGAAGCAAAUAAGCAACAUGUGAGAUGUCAGAAAUGUUUAGAAUUUGGACAUUGGACAUAUGAAUGCACAGGAAAAAGAAAAUACUUGCAUAGACCUUCAAGAACAGCAGAACUUAAGAAAGCUUUAAAAGAAAAAGAAAACAGAUUAUUAUUACAACAAAGCAUUGGAGAAACUAAUAUAGAAAAAAAGACCAAGAAAAAAAGGUCUAAGAGUGUUACCAGUUCCAGCAGCAGUAGCAGUGGAAGUUCAGCCAGCGACUCUUCAUCAGAGAGUGAAGACUCCUCUACCUCUUCUUCCUCUGAUGAUAGUGAUACUGAGGAAAGCUCUUCUACUUCAUCCUCAUCACCUUCCUCAACUAGUUCUUCCUCUUCCUCUGAUUCUGAGUCAGAUUCCAGCUCUUCCUCCAGCACCAGCUCUAGCACAGAUAGCAGCUCUGAUGAUGAGCCACCAAAGAAGAAGAAAAAGAAAUAGAAUUCCUUUAAGCAUUUCUGAUCAUUUAGGACUGAUGAAUUGACAAAUGCUGAUGUGUUUCUUCAAAAGGGAAGUUGGAAUAUGUUGUGGCCAAAUGGAUUAACUGGUUAAAAUUUCUAUAAUUCAAAGCUUUCUAAAUGUUUCACAUUUUAAGGGCAUAAAGAUUAUUAAUAACAAAAUAUGUAUGUAAAGAGUUUUUUUUUUAAUUUUAAGGUGAAUUUUAUUUUAUUUUUUAUCUUUAAAACAUAUCUUUAAAUUUAAUCAAAGCUGAAAUCCAGUAAAUCUGGUAUUUAUGUAAUGAAAUAUGUAAACUUUUUCUCUUUGUGAUAUAAAUGCCAUAUCUUGUUUAUAUGUUGGUAUUGUAUAAGCUAACACUUGUUUCACUUGUUUUCAGGAUGAUCCUGUAAAAUAAAUGGGAACAAUUAAUUUCUCAUGGUUUUGCCUAAAUAUGACUAUAUUAAUCAGAUUGAAUACAGUGUUACUACUAUGAGGGUGUCAUCUCAUUGUUAACAAUGUGUUAUAUUUCAAAGUUAUCCUCAGAGGGUAUGUUGUUUCUGGGAUUUGUUUUAACUUAAUGUCAGAAAUGAACCGUAAUGAGAUCUGUGUUAAUCUAGUGGAUAUUUUCAUUUGUGGGCAACAGUUUUCAGCUUGCUGGGGUAUUUUUUAUUUUUUUCUGAUUCCCUACAUACUCAGAGCCAUACUAUUUUGGAGAUAGAAUGUCUGAUAGGAAAACAAUCAUCUUGAAUAAGCUAAAGGGAGAAGAAAAGAAAACUGAAAUUAGUUUAAUCUUGGUGCCUUUUGAUAAAAAUAUGUGAUAAUAGAAGAGUGGCUGCAUGAAAGGUUGAAUUAAAUGUUUUG
This is a messenger RNA of Gracilinanus agilis (Agile Gracile Mouse Opossum), 1637 nucleotides long. RefSeq names its product zinc finger CCHC-type containing 10 (gene ZCCHC10). The transcript is spliced from 4 exons. Lineage: Eukaryota; Metazoa; Chordata; Mammalia; Didelphimorphia; Didelphidae. The record is from RefSeq and is a predicted model, not a curated record. Gene Ontology annotation, molecular function: nucleic acid binding; zinc ion binding.